AUGUGGGAGUCGAUCUUUCUAACGCUGGCGGCGACGGCCGGAAACAAUAUCGGAAAAAUUCUUCAGAAGAAGGGCACGGUCAUUCUUCCUCCUCUCUCUUUCAAGCUCAAGGUGAUCAGGGCGUAUGCUUUGAACAGAGCUUGGUUGAUAGGUUUUCUGAUGGAUAUAUUUGGAGCCUUGCUCAUGUUGAGAGCAUUAUCUCUUGCUCCUGUAUCUGUCAUACAACCCGUUUCUGGGUGUGGACUUGCCAUUCUUUCAAUCUUUUCCCAUUUUUAUCUGAAGGAAAUUAUGAAUGCUGUUGACUGGAUGGGGAUUACCUUAGCAGGCAUUGGCACUAUAGGAGUUGGUGCUGGAGGUGAGGAGCAAAAGGCUUCUGCUAUAUCUAUUUUCCAUCUACCAUGGUUGGCAAUUGUAGUCGCCAUCUUGUUUGUACUACUGAAUGGAUGGCUACGCAUCUACAGACGUCAACGCAAAGAACAGGAGUUGAUGGAAUAUGACGUUGUUGAAGAAAUUAUAUACGGCUUGGAAUCUGGCAUUUUGUUUGGGAUGGCAUCUGUAAUAUCAAAGAUGGGAUUCGUGUUCUUGGAGCAGGGUUUCCCCAGCAUGCUGGUUCCUAUAUGCCUGAUAUUCAGCAUAUGUUGUAGUGGUACAGGGUUUUUUUACCAGACUUGGGGGUUAAAGCAUGGGAGGGCAAUUGUGGUGUCUACAUGUGCUGCUGUGGCAUCAAUUGUGACUGGUGUGCUUGCUGGAAUGCUUGCUUUGGGUGAAAGAUUGCCUUCAGCCCCAACCGCUCGUCUUUCACUUGUGCUUGGAUGGCUAUUUAUAAUUAUUGGCGUGAUUUUGCUUGUGAGCUCGACACGGCUGGUGCGAAACCUUCCUCGGCCUUUACGGCAUUUUAUCCAGAGUGGUGUUGAUAAGAACUUCAGCCAGAGAAAAUCCGGGUCUAUCCGCACUAGGGAUUCGAGCCCAAGCACUGUCAUUCACGCAGCAACUCUGCAUCAUUUGAUACCAACUUCGUCUAAAGAAAAGGCUUGA
This is a messenger RNA of Prunus armeniaca (apricot), 1035 nucleotides long. Lineage: Eukaryota; Viridiplantae; Streptophyta; Magnoliopsida; Rosales; Rosaceae. The record is from the annotation of a GenBank genome assembly.